Messenger RNA from Nestor notabilis (Kea), 859 nucleotides. RefSeq lists its product as uncharacterized. The annotation marks the transcript as partial. The record is from RefSeq and is a predicted model, not a curated record. Gene Ontology annotation, molecular function: protein binding. The transcript is spliced from 9 exons. Gene Ontology annotation, biological process: regulation of autophagy. Gene Ontology annotation, cellular component: lysosomal membrane; Mon1-Ccz1 complex; late endosome membrane. Lineage: Eukaryota; Metazoa; Chordata; Aves; Psittaciformes; Psittacidae.
GUUUUUGCGGUUAGAUCCGGUGGAGCUACAGGAGUUGUUGUUAAAGGUUUGGAGGAUAGAAAUCCUAUUUCUUUCAGGAUGGAAGACAAAGGAGAAGUGAAGUGCAUCAAAUUUUCCUUGGGGAACAAGAUACUGGCUGUGCAGAGAACUUUGAAGAGUGUGGAUUUUUUGAACUUUAUUCCAGAUAGCCCUCAGCUAGAGUAUACACAGGAAUGUAAGACAAAGAACGCCAAUAUUCUAGGAUUCUGCUGGACAAGCUCAACAGAAAUUGUCUUCAUCACAGACCAAGGAAUUGAAUUCUACCAGGUAUUACCAGAGAAACGAAGUUUAAAACUUUUGAAGAAUCAGAGUAUUAAUGUCAACUGGUACAUGUAUUGUCCAGAGAGCUCUGUUAUUCUUCUUUCAACCACUGUCCUUGGCAAUGUCCUGCAGCCAUUCUAUUUCAAGAGUGGAACGAUGUCAAAACUAUCAAAAUUUGAAAUUGAGUUACCUGCAGCACCGAAGUCAUCCAAGCUCAGCCUUUCUGAAAGAGAUAUUGCUAUGGCUACAAUAUAUGGACAGCUUUAUGUUCUCUAUUUGAGGCAUCACUCAAGGACUUCCAAUAGUACAGGAGCAGAAGUAGUCCUCUAUCACUUACCUAGAGAGGGCUCCUGUAAGAAGACUCACAUUUUAAAGCUGAACAGAACUGGGAAGUUUGCACUGAAUGUUGUGGAUAACUUGGUGGUAGUCCAUCAUCAGGAUACUGAGACUUCAGUUAUAUUUGACAUCAAGCUAAAAGGAGAAUUUGAUGGGUCUACUACCAUCCAUCAAUUUGUACUUCCGCCUCGAUCAAUACAACCCUAUCAAAUACCUGUAGCAG